GAGGAAGAAUCGCGGAAGUGGGGAAAGGUUUCCUGACGGCUCAGCAGGCUAGCCCGCUAACAAAGAUAACUAUCUGUCUAACCAGCGGUUUAACCAGGGUUACAGGUUAGAUAGAUACCCAGACCGAAGCAUCAAGAUGACAGCUGCACCUUACAACUACUCCUACAUCUUCAAAUACAUCAUCAUCGGUGAUAUGGGAGUAGGGAAGUCUUGUCUGCUGCACCAGUUCACAGAGAAAAAAUUCAUGGCGGACUGUCCUCACACUAUCGGGGUGGAGUUUGGGACGAGGAUCAUGGAGGUCCAUGGUCAGAAGGUGAAGCUGCAGAUCUGGGACACGGCCGGUCAGGAGCGGUUCAGGGCCGUCACCAGGUCCUACUACAGAGGGGCCGCCGGGGCCCUCAUGGUCUACGACAUCACCAGGAGAAGUACUUACAACCACUUAAGCAGCUGGUUGACAGAUGCCAGAAACCUGACCAACCCAAACACAGUGAUCAUUCUGAUUGGUAACAAGGCUGACCUGGAGGCUCAGAGAGACGUGACGUAUGAGGAGGCCAAACAGUUUGCUGAGGAGAACGGUUUGCUGUUUCUAGAGGCCAGCGCUAAGACAGGGGAGAAUGUGGAGGAGGCCUUCCUGGAGGCAGCAAAGAGGAUCUAUCAGAACAUCCAAGAUGGCAGUCUGGACCUGAACGCUGCUGAGUCAGGAGUCCAGCACAAACCAUCAGCGCCGCAGGGAGGCCGCCUCAAUGCCGACAGCCAGCCGGCGAAAGAGGGCUGCAGCUGCUAACCACAGACAGAAACUACAGACCCAUCAAACAGACGGACGGACAGAGACAGAUAUGUACACAGAGAUCCCCUCUCCUCCUGGCACUAGUAUCCAUCGUCUAUCCAGAGUGAAUUAAACAGGAUUCAGAUGGAUUACAUUUAACUUACCAGUGGCACAGUCCAACCAUCUGCUGUCAAAUCCGGACUGCAGUUUGGUACCCAAUACAGCCAUUUUCCACACAGUCAAACAUUUACCAGCUUUGAAGUUAAAUCAGGACACUUUCAAUCAAAUCCACAACUAUCCAGAUUUCAGUGUACCACCUCUGAACCAGUCUCCAAUUUGGAUCAGUGCUUGAAAACUCCCAAAUCCAGACCAUCCUGGACUUAAACUGGAACAUUGUUUGCACAAUCCCUCAGCAUAAACCCCAACUGCUCUAGGUCCACACUUGGAUCACGCUGGGUCUCAUUUUGACUUGUUCACUUUGUCACAAUCCACGCUACCUUCAGCCCACAUCCAGACAUGCUUGGGCCUAACCGGACUGUUCUAAGACCAGAAUAAGACAACCACCAUUCCAGCACCAGAAAACCUUUUUUCCAAGAUUAGACCAUUUCCCCCGACACUGUCUCUUCAUGGUUUGGGGUGACAUUGGUCCAACUCAAGCAGUGGUUGUCUAAAUUUGAGACUCCCCUCAUCCAGAAUGUGAAAAACACCCAUGUCUCAAGAGACGAACAAAAAAUACCAACCUAAUACCAAAUUUGGACCAACUUCCAGCCCAAAUCUGCUUGGCCCAAACUUUGGUCAGUCUGGAUUAUUGUAACCCCAAAAUAAGCUGUAAAACAAUGACCAAUAACCAAACAACUGUUUUCCCUAAGACUGGACUUCUCUCCAGACUACAUCUCUUACAAGUCUUAAGCACUGGUGGCUCAACUCAAGUGAGGAUAGUACAAAUUUAGGACUGCCCUGGCCACAAAUAUGAAUCACUGAUAACCCAAGACACAAAGAUACAAGGCUCAGACUUAAACCAACCUACAGCCUAAAACUGGACCAAAGGGGUUGCCUUAGUUUUAAAUCUGGACAUUGCAAUGGAGAGUGCCAGAGCCAAGGCAUAAACUGGAUCACAACUGGUCCAAAUCAAGACUGCCUUUGGCUCACAUGGAGGCACGCUUUACCUACGGGUCAGCCAAGCAGGACCAUUCAGAAUGAGGAAUAGGGCAGGUCUAAGCCCAUCAUCAGAUACCUUUGUUCCAAGAUAAGACUACCCUCCAGACCCAGUCUCUUCCCAAUGUGGACCCCUGUCGACCCAUAUCAGUCAAUGGUAGUCAGGAUUUGGUCUUUCAUCCCUUGAAUUUGGUUCACCCUUGUCCCAGAGACAAAACAGAUACAAAUAAAGGACUCAAAUUCAGACCAACCUACAGCCCAAGUCUGAGCUAUGCUUUCACCAAAAUGCCAGUCACCCUAAUGUGCAAUAGGACAUCACUAUGGAUACAUCUAGAGCCUAGGCUCAAGCUGGACUGCUAGCACCCUGCAUCCAGGUCUACCUUUGGACCAAAGGUGAGGGUAGUCCAUAUUUGGAAUUUCAUUUGUCCCAAAUCUGAAACACCCUUGUCCUGGAGACGAAUAACGAUACAGUGCUUGAUUUGGACAACCCUACAGUCCAAAUCUGGACUGCUUUUCUAAAAUUCAGAUAUUCAGUUCUGAUAUUCACUCUUUGAUCUAAACGUCUGGGUUUUUAUUUGUAUUUGUGUUUUUCACAUGUGAUAUCCCAUCGUUUGUUGUUUAGUUGGAAAAGUCUUUAGAAUUCAUGCUUCAAAAUGAUAAAUUCUAUCACAGAGAGGCCUGGACGUCUGAACUCACCUCUGGGACGACUCCUCCAUAGAAAACAUUUCUUCAUCUACUCGAUUUCAUGCCUUUUCCUCAUCCACAACUUUCCAGACUAAUCUCUUUGAUGAAAUACACUGCAGGCAUUUUAACUGUUAUUGUGGUCAAAUGCGUCUCUGGAGGUGAUCCAGCUGUUGUCCUUGUCUGACUACAGUCCAGUCACCUCGGAUGCAGGUUAAAGGGGGGACUCCACUGAUUUUAUAAGAUGAUUACUUAUCAUGUUAAUACUUAUCUAUAAUGUGGUCCACGUCUAUAUCACUGGAGUACCCCUUUAAUCCCAGCUGGAAGAAGGAGUUUGAGAAAAGAUCAGAAAAAACAGAACAGCUCAGUCUACAUAGUCUCAUAUAUUAUGCACACAGGUGUUUAUAUGAAGCAUUAACUUAGAUUAGAAUUUUAAUUAGACAUCUUCAUGGGUCCAAAAUUUAGACCUGUUCUGCAAUUGACCUGUCAAAACCCUACCUGAGUCCAUCAUGGACAAAAUAUUUUGUUCAAAACUGAGAUGAUUCAAAAAGUAUCUGGGCACAGUAAGACAAUGCCCAUAGAAGUAAGUCUGAAUAUUAACUGGACUCAGGACCUUACCCAGGACCCUAUCCUACCCUAAGUGGACCCUUGAAGACCUCCAGCAAACAUAUAAUCACAGACAGGAAUCCCACCUCCACCCAGUAAACUCACCAUCUCUGCAACUCCACACUUUGCCUUUUUUAAAAAAUCUAAAAUAUUUUAACUAAAUAACUUUGUUUAAAGCAGCUUAGAGUAUUGAUCGCUCUGUAGCAAGAUGCAGCAGCUGAUUGAUGAAGGUGAUGAUGAAGAAACAAAUGGCUUAACCUGAACCAGAAUGUCACUACUGGUCCCUCGGUGGAUCUCAAGUUCAGGAUAGAUUUUUAAAAAUGUUUCUUUUUCCUGUUAUUGUUGUUUUGUUUUUUUUAAUCAAACAUAAAUACAGUAUAUUUGUGAUGUCACAGCUCCCCCUUGUGGCCAUUUUUUCAUCCCUCACAUUAAGUGCAUAUUUAGGGAAGAAAAAUGCCACAAGUGGAAGCAACGCAGAUUCUUUUUAAGUUAUUACUGCCUGUUUUUUUGUUAGUUUAGUUUUGUUUUUAACGUUAGGCCAGGAUUACAAUUUACUUGAAUACAUUGUUCUGGUUUCUUGUUCUUUACAGCUAAAUUGUUAUGUUGCAGUGAAGGCAUCACACAUUUUAAACCUAAACUGAAUAUUGGCUAGCUCUGCAAAAGUUUGGAGACAAAGUAUUUGUGUGUAAGAGUUGUAAAAAUUUAAGGAAUGUGGACAUUUUGCAAAACGUGUGAUCUGGGCCUUGAUAUCCUGAAGUGCUUUAAAUCUCCACUACUGUCACUUAACGUCAGUCACCAACUAAAUAAUCAAUCGGAAAAUUAGUUAAUGGUGUUUAACGUGCAGUCCUGAUUCAGUUCUCUCAGACUAACUGGGUUGGUCAGUAAAUUUUGUUCCUAAAGAAGCAUUCCAGCGCUAACUCGCUAACAGAAACAGACCAGCCCUGCUAGACUUUAUUUAACAACAUUUAUUUUAAAUAUUUCAAAGCUGCAUUAAUUGAUUUUGUUGUCAGGUAUGUAUUGCGAAUAGAAAGCAAGCCGAUUGAUGCGCACAAAGAUUAUACCAAAUAAUGUUUUAGUCAUUUCAUUAAAAAACAUAUCAAUUAAUGCAGCUUUGACCUGAUACGACGCUCGUUCUCUCUGAUGGAUUAAAGUCAGAUUUACACUAAACAAAUCAGCUGUCAGGCAUCCAGUUUAUGUCCAGUGUCUCUCCAGCAGGGAAAACACACGGUAAUGAUAUUCAGUAAUUCUGCUUGAAUAUCAGGAAGGUAUAUGGAAUUUUUUUUUAAAAAGCCUGAGAAACGUUUUCUCUUAUAUGAAAUCUCAGAAGCAACAAACGUCACUGAUGGGUUAUCUAAUGAGUCAAGUAUUAAUUACUACAUAAGUAAUACACUGAGUUAAAGAAUCAAAAAUUAACAAAUAAAAAGAAUACAUUCAAACUCUUCAUACUUAACAUUUUUUCUUUCCCUAAAAAACAAUAAACUGAACCAGUUAAAAGUGUUUUAGCCAGGAAAAGAAGAAAAUUCAUAAAUAUAAAAAUGUUAAGUCACAAUAAUGUAAAAAAUUACUCAGACCUACAAUUAGUAUUUUCAUUUGUAUAAUUUUUCAUCUUGUCUUAGGGGAAAUGCAUUUUUUCUUAAAAUAAAAAAAAACUAACUCUGACUUGCUAUCUUGCAAUUUUGACAUAAAGAGAUUUAACUUUAUAAAUUUGUUAAAAGUAUUUUUUUUUUUUUUUACAAUUAGGAAAACACAGAAAUAAAUUGAAAUUAUUUAACUCUCUCAUGUACAUUUAUGUAUUACUCAACAGUGACAUUUGGUGCCUCCGGGACUCCGUACUGUUUUGCUGGAGUCUUGAAUAAAAUCAGUUCAUUUAAAAUUUUAAAAAUCAGCCGCUGUUGCCUGUGGAAAAAGUCAUUUUCCUGCCCUGUUCGCUUUGAUCUCCCCCAUCCAUCAUAGAAUCAGGUCUGGUGAUUUUGUGUACAUAUCCAGUCAAACUUUUUGAGUUUAGACCAGCGUCACCUGUUGUCAGUGGGUCCUGGACCACUUCAGCAAAGAAUCUGGUUUUAAACUGUGUCUAAAUCUGUCUGAAUGGGGAGAGAUCCAUGUGAUUUUACUCUUCGCUGUCCUCUGAUUGGUGGACAGUUGCCUUCUUUAACUGUGAUGCUUGAUUUACGAACGAAACCCCUCCCUCACUGUAAAAACAAAAAACAACACAUCUGACUUCCAAGUUUUCAAACAUCUUGUUGCUUUUUCAUCACGUAAUAAUCUGCACGCUGCAUUCACUGGGGAUUUUUUUUUAAGGAAAGAAGAAAAUACUUUGUUUCCUUGUUGAUACUUUUUGAAAUGUAAGAUUUUAACAAGUUUCCAGAGACCAAAUGGUCACAAAAAUCAACAAUAAGUCACUGGAUUCAUAAAGAAAAACACAUAGUUUUAUUGUGACUGACGCCUUAAGCUUCCCUCACCAAAGGAAAACAAUCAUUUCAUUAAAAAAAAAUCAGAAAUUGAUUAAAAUGGAACAGGAACUUCUGCGUACUUACAGUGGCGCCAGCAGGUGGCAGUGUUGUCACAUAGCAAUCGCCUUUUUAUCUCAAAAAACGACAUGCAGUUUGUUUAAAGAUGCUUUGUCUGAUUCAGUUACAGCAUCUCCAGAUUCCUAAAUUUAUAUCUGUGUUCUGGGAAUAAAACAAAAAGAGGGAGUUUAUCUUUACAUUAGCUAAAUUUGUUUUAAUUCUGAUAAAUGCUUGUAACAAGAAAACAGUGCUGUACGUCUCUGAGCUGCUGAGUUUUAUGUUUAAAGCAAAAACUGUGUUUUAAAUGAUUACACUGAUCAGUCAGAUGGAGGUGCUGUAAUCAGGCUGAAGGAGCUCUGAUGCUUCAGGUCAGAGUGACGUAAACUUUGCGACAAAUAUCCGAUUUUAUCCCCUGCUCACUGGCUGUAACACAUGCUCUGUACUUUUUAUUCUUUUUAUUUUUGUCCUGUAAUGUCUGUUGAUUUUUUUGUCUGCUAAAAUAACAAACAUGCUUCUUACGAUGAUUCUUUGACUAUUUAUAUUCUUAAUCUGUAAUGAUUUUCUUGAGCUGUACCUUUUCAUUGUACGACCAUGGGGAUUCAGUUAUUUGUAAAUAAAGUAUAUAUACUGUA
Molecule: messenger RNA, 6347 nt
Organism: Lates calcarifer (barramundi perch)
Lineage: Eukaryota; Metazoa; Chordata; Actinopteri; Centropomidae
Product: ras-related protein Rab-14
Exons: 8
Coding region: 137-784 (215 amino acids)
Biological process (GO): endocytic recycling; Golgi to endosome transport; phagosome maturation
Cellular component (GO): trans-Golgi network; Golgi apparatus; recycling endosome
Molecular function (GO): GTP binding; GTPase activity
Source: RefSeq, a predicted model, not a curated record